AUGAAUCGAACAGUCUCCACACUAUCAUCUACUGUAUCUGAUGUAUCCGUGGAAAUACCGUCAAUAUAUAACGUCAUCAAUACCGAAUUAUCAACUCCGGAUGUCUACCUUUACACUUUAAAACUAAUAUUAUUGGAUUACAUCAAUGAACCGCGAUUUAAAGACGCAGCUUUGCAAUCAAAUAGAACAGAAACUUCGAGGGUUCUAUCCGACAAAACGAAUCAUCAGCAAACACAACAUGGGAAGAGAAUAGUGGUUAAUAAACAAGACGAUAUGUCGGAACGAGAUAUAGUACAAGCAACCUUACGUAUAUUGAAGGGAAAGCUGGCACAAAUUUCAGGAAAUAAGAGCUUGGCGCCGAAUGAGAUGCAUUGGAAAAGUAUUGUUAAAAUGUAUUAUAGCAUGCUUGAUUCGUCUAGUGCGGACACAUUUUCCAAGAUGAGUCAAAUGGAGGAGAUGGUUGGUUAUUUCACAAAUAUUGCCAGUAAUGAAUUAAAAAAAAUGACCAUUAAAAAUUCUAGUGAGGAACUGUUUAGCGAAGUCGCUUAUUUUAUAGACCUGGUAAUCGAUGUUCUUCCAGAUAGUUGCGCAAAUAUCAUAAAGAGACUGCUUGAUUAUAAGAUUACUCUUAAGAAAGACAAGACAACAGUAAAGAAGAAAAGAGCUGGUGCACCGGCUGGAGUCUCUCAAUAUAGAAGCAUUUCCGGGAGCACGAUUAACAAUAAGCAACCUUCCUUCAAAGUCCAAGAUAUUUCACAUAUGAAUUAUUUUAUGCAGUUGUUCGAAAUAGAUGAAACAAAGCUUCAACAAGACGUAAUGGCUGUUAAGGACAAUUGUACAAAUCCCAUAUUUUGCGGCGAACUAAGAUAUCUUAGGAAAAAAAUCAAGAAGGAUAAUGGUGUUUUGACUGCUUCUGAUUUUUCAAGUGACAGAGAUUACAAUCUAUGGAAGAAUUACGAACUUCUGGAAAUCGCAAACUUGAUGGACCGAUUUGAGAUAGGUGAAAAAGUUACCUCUCACGGAAACCGUCUUAUACCUAAGGAUGCAAAAAGUGUAUUUGUCCGUCUCAUAAGCCUUGUUUUGAAAAAAGAGUGCUCUAAUGCUGUAAAUGCCAUAAAUCUUUCUCAAGAAGCUCUAUUUUUUUUCCAUAAAUCAGCGAGGUAUUGGAGAAUAGAAUAUCCUUCCACCAUAUCCUCCUUAAUAUAUUCAGCUGCAAAUUUAAGUAUUCUAGAAGAUGAAGAGCUAAAUGUCCCAAUAACUGAAAACUUGUUUUCCGUCAUCCGCAAUAAGUAUUUAUGUUCAGAGGAUAAUUUGGAUCCAUCCGCUUGGAACACUCAGGAUCGCUAUUUAUGGGCUGCAAAUCUUUUUCAUACGACAGAUCAGUCUAUGAGGACAAUAAAUAACCUUCUGACUGCGAUUUUUUCUAGUACGAAGCCAAAAUUCUCUCCAGUUUUGUCUUUUUAUUAUUCGAGUGUUGUUGAGGAUCCGGUAAUGAAAUUCUACGAGGCGCAAUCUGUAGCUGUAAAGAAAUAUUGGAUCAAAGUAUUCAAGAAAACUCUAUUUAAGAUAUCAGAGGAUUAUUUUGUCUCUCUUCUGCAAGACAUGCUAAAGGCUAGUGCAAUAGAAAUUCAAAGCGUGCAGAAUCUCGUAGAGACAAUUAUAGAUGCCAUAAAGGCAAUUCAAAAACGUUAUAAUAAACCAUUAUUGGACGAAAUAUCUUUGCCUAGACAGUGCGCAGUAUUUCUAUGUGAAGUAUAUGGUUCAGAUUCCUUAAAACUUAUAAAAACCGCUGAAAAAAGUACCGUGAAAUUGACUGGAGAAAGUUUGGGCCCAAUAGAUGCGCUAGACAUGUAUGAUGUACUAAAAGAACUGAGGCAGAUUUAUAUGCAGGUAAAGCCAAAAGGGAAAUUUUUCUUCAACCUUGAAAAUUACUUCAUCAAAUAUUUAACUCGAUUGUGUGAUGAUAUCUGCCGUAAUGUUCAAAAAGUCAUUAAAACUUCAAUAGAAAGCGAAAAUUGGCAACCCGUAAACGACCAGGAUCACUUUAGCAGAUCAGUUUUGGAUAUUUUCAAAAUGAUAAAUGAAUCAACCAGCAUGCUGGAGAAAUUUGGUUGGGAAAAUGAAUUUCAACUGGCACAAAUGAUCACGGUAAUUUUGAAGGCGUUUUCGGAUGGUAUGCUUUCAUAUUCUGCUCAACUAAUGGGAUUAAUUCAUAGAGAUUUACAGGAGGGUGAUGAACCGUCCUACUCUUUGGAAAGCUCCGACUCUCGGUCUUCACUUAGCCUUAAUAAUGUUAAUCUAAACCAUGAAAGAUCAAGAAGUAGUAGAUUAUUGGAGGAUCUGAAAAAUGUAGUUAAAUCGACUCCGAAGAUUGUAGCUCCCGCUCCAUAUCAGUUCAAGAAGCGUACAUGUGUGCUGCUAAAUGAUCUUGAUAAAACACUUUUCCUCUUAGAAAAUUUUGAAGAAAAAGCAGAUCCAUCAAGACUAUCCUCUAUCAUCGCUCAGUACCAUUCCUCCCACAAUUCAGAUGAUAAUCGGAAAUCAUUCGAUGACCGGAAUAUGAAACAAGUUUAUACUCUCCGAAUUAUUUGUGCUGAAAAUAUUAAAGGCUUCAGCAAAACGGGGCUUUCAAACUCCUAUGUUUCCAUAAGAAACAUUACUUUGCAACGGGAAGUAGGGACGACUAAGAUUGUCGCAAGAUCGAUUACUCCCAAAUGGGAUGAAGAGUUUGUGUUUGAGUCUCCGUUCGGAAAGUCGAACGAUAUUAUGUUCACUAUAUGGCAUCACCCACAUAAUAGACUAAAGAACUUGGCGGAGGAUGAUUUAUGUGGAAAAGCCAAUAUGAAAUUCACCCCGAGGAAACUCAAGGACGAUGGGUUUCCCAUUGAUUUUUCGCUUACUUUGAACCCACAGGGAACCCUAUAUUGCCAAAUCUCCCUGGAAAGUGAGAAAAUAGAUGCUGUUUCCUCCAUGGGGAGAAUAUAUAGGUCUUUCAGUAGGUCAAGAGAUCGUGCAAUAAACUUGAUAGUCAAUAAAUUUUCUGAUUUUAUUGCAUUUGCCUUCUCGAGAACCACAUUAAAAACGGUUUGUGGUCACCAUGGUACCGCACUUGCAUCUGACGAAGCAGUGUACGACGCAAUUUUACCUCUAUUUGACUAUUUGAACGCAAACUUGAAUAUUUUGGCAUCAGAGCUUUCACAGAGGCUGCUUUUUAUGGUAAUGCUGAGAGCAUGGAACCUUGUUUUGGAGAAUGCCGAUUUACUUCUUCUGCCUGCAUUGAAUAGCGCUAAAAUUAAUAUAUUGCGCUCAGCAAAGAAAUCUCUGUGGGAAAAUACUCUUUCAAGUACAAAAACGGUGUCAGGAUACGGUCGUCCUUUGACUCAAGCGGAAAUUGAGGCUAUAUUCAAAUGGCUUGAUGCACUUUGUGUAGAUUUUUUUCAUAAUAAAGGAGAAGGUCCCCCUCUUGCCGAAUUGAAGAAUGAAUAUUACCAGAAUAUACUACUGAUUCCAGCGUUUUAUGAUAAAGGUGUCCCUGAAUUGAAGGGCGAAGUUCAGCGAUUGAUUCCUGUGUAUGAAGAGUAUUUGAAAUGGUUUUAUCUGAAAAAAACUCCGAUUACCUUUACGAAUAAAUCUAUUGGAACAAUAUCUCGAAAAAAAUCAUUAGCAGCUAACAUUGUAAAAGAGCCUAAGCAACAACUGGAACGUGAUGCAGAAGUAAUGAACAUUAUAUUGAGAAUCUUGAUUGCGAAAGGCCAACACGAUUAUGUUCAUCGAAUUUUGCAUGAUAGAAAAGAGCUUGUCAAUACUAUGAAAAAUAGGAGAGCUGUGAGUAGAGCGGUAAAUCCUACAGGAAAGAAAGGUAGAAACUGA
Saccharomyces paradoxus is the source of this 3870-nucleotide messenger RNA. RefSeq lists its product as uncharacterized. The transcript has a single exon. Lineage: Eukaryota; Fungi; Ascomycota; Saccharomycetes; Saccharomycetales; Saccharomycetaceae. The record is from RefSeq and is a predicted model, not a curated record. The coding region runs from base 1 to 3870 and encodes 1289 amino acids.